This is a messenger RNA of Exaiptasia diaphana, 4836 nucleotides long. RefSeq names its product carbamoyl-phosphate synthase [ammonia], mitochondrial. The coding region runs from base 135 to 4640 and encodes 1501 amino acids. Lineage: Eukaryota; Metazoa; Cnidaria; Anthozoa; Actiniaria; Aiptasiidae. Gene Ontology annotation, cellular component: cytoplasm; carbamoyl-phosphate synthase complex. The transcript has 39 exons. The record is from RefSeq and is a predicted model, not a curated record. Gene Ontology annotation, molecular function: metal ion binding; ATP binding; carbamoyl-phosphate synthase (glutamine-hydrolyzing) activity. Gene Ontology annotation, biological process: L-glutamine metabolic process; 'de novo' pyrimidine nucleobase biosynthetic process; L-arginine biosynthetic process.
GCUAGUGAUGUUGUGAAUAAUCUCGCAACCCGACCUGAAUGUUAUGAUCGAUUCAAGUCUCGAUGAUGAAAGUGUCGUUAGAGCAGAUUAAAAGGAAGUUCAUCAUCAUCACAGCUGCCAUCAUCGUGUAAAACAUGACAGUUUUGCUGAAAGCUGCCAGUUUUUUGGGUCGUUCAGUUCACCGUUCUCUUGGUAACCGAACGUACGCUUUCCAGAAACCAUCUUGUGCAUUUUUCCAUUCGUCUUCCGUGAACAACAAACAGCAAAAUGAACCAAGGAAGACCUUAAAGGCUUCUCUUGAGUUACAAGAUGGAACCAGAUUAUCUGGAUUUUCGUUUGGUUACGAGAAAUCAUCCUGUGGUGAAGUGGUAUUCAACACCGGCCUAGUUGGAUAUCCUGAAGCCUUGAGUGAUCCAAGUUACCACGGUCAAAUCCUCGUUCUUACAUACCCUAUAAUCGGUAAUUAUGGCGUCCCAGAUACAAAAGAGGUUGACAUUUAUGGGCUGCUUAAAAACGUCGAAUCUUCCAAAAUACAGGUGGCAGGUCUCAUUGUUCAAGACUACACYCAUGGCUACAGUCACUGGAAUGCUGUAAAGUCUUUAUCAGAAUGGUUAAAAGAAGACAAGAUUCCGGCCCUGUAYGGUAUUGAUACCCGGAUGCUAACAAAAGUCGUACGAGACCAGUCAAACACACUGGCUAAGAUCGAGUUCCAAGAUCAACCCAUYGAGAUAUCGGACCCUAAUGUUCGUAAUCUUGUUGCUGAAGUCUCAACCGAGAAAAUCGAAGUUUAUGGCAAAGGGAACCCCUACAAAAUAGCUGUCAUUGACUGCGGGAUAAAACACAAUAUCAUAAGAAAUCUUGUUCAGCGUGGUGCAGAGGUGCAUCUUCUACCAUGGGAUUAUGACAUUACUAAACUAGACUACGAYGGUUURUUYAUCUCAAAUGGACCAGGCGAUCCAGCAYUKGCAACUACUGCAAUCAACAACCUUCAAACGGUCUUCAAGGAACGAAGUGAGCCAGUGUUUGGUAUUUGUAUGGGAAACCAAUUGGUCGCUCUUGCUGCUGGAGCAAAAACAUUCAAACUGCCAUUGGGUCACAGAGGACAUAACCAACCAGUUAUCAAUACAGUAAACAACGAAGCUAUGAUCACUUCACAAAACCAUGGUUACGCUGUUGAUACCGAUACUAUACCAUCUGGCUGGAAAACUUUGUUUUACAAUCCUAAUGACUCAAGUAACGAGGGGUUAAUCAACGAGUCCAAACAAAUCUUCACUUGUCAGUUCCACCCUGAGCAUUUUGGCGGUCCAACAGAUUCCGAGUAUUUGUUUGAUGCGUUUAUGAAGAUAGUGAGCGAUAACAAGCCACCAAUUCACGCACUGAACCGUGCAAUACCCCAACCCGAGAAAAAGAAUUUCAAAAAAGUCCUUGUCCUGGGUUCAGGUGGAUUAUCGAUCGGACAGGCAGGUGAAUUCGAUUACUCUGGAUCUCAAGCUGUAAAAGCAUUGAAGGAAGAAAACAUCAAGACAGUACUUAUAAAUCCCAAUAUUGCGUCUGUGCAGACAAAUGAAGUUGGUGAGAAACAGGCAGAUACUGUGUACUUUGUUCCGGUGACGCCAGAGUUCAUUGAAGAUGUGAUAAAGAGAGAACGGCCUGAUGGAUUACUGCUGUCUAUGGGUGGACAAACAGCUCUUAAUUGCGGCGUGGAAUUGUUCGAUAAAGGCGUUCUGAAAAAAUAUGGUGUCCAGGUUCUUGGGACACCAGUUGAAUCAAUUAAGGCAUCUGAGGACAGACAGAGUUUUGCGGAUGGACUUAAACAAAUCGGUGAAAAACUUGCACCAAGCACUGCAGUUUACAAUGUCGAUGAAGCUUUGAAAGCUGCCAAGAAGAUUGGAUAUCCAGUAAUGCUACGCUCAGCCUAUGCUCUAGGGGGACUAGGCUCUGGCAUAUGUGAAAACGAAUCAAAGCUCAAGGAUACUGCAACACGAGCGUUUGCAAUGACCAAUCAGGUUUUGGUGGAGAAGUCGUUGUUAGGCUGGAAAGAGGUGGAGUACGAAGUGGUGAGAGAUUCAGUCAACAACUGCGUUACAGUGUGCAACAUGGAAAAUCUAGAUCCCCUGGGUGUACAUACAGGAGACUCUGUAGUGGUGGCACCAAGUCAAACGUUAUCUAAUAAAGAGUACCAUAUGCUUAGGGAGACUUCCUUGAAGGUAGUCCGUCAUUUCGGUAUUGUAGGCGAAUGUAAUAUUCAGUUCGCGUUGCAUCCCUCUUCACUCGAGUAUUGCAUCAUUGAAAUCAACGCUAGACUUUCACGCAGUUCGGCGUUGGCUUCCAAGGCUACAGGCUAUCCAUUGGCUUUUAUCGCUGCCAAACUGUCCCUCGGCAUUGAAUUGCCUAAAAUAACCAAUGCUACAACCACCGUAACGACAGCAUGUUUUGAACCCAGUUUGGAUUACAUUGUUACCAAGAUUCCGAGAUGGGAUCUAGACAGGUUCCACAUGACUCCUAAAGAAAUCGGUAGCUCGAUGAAGAGUGUUGGAGAGGUUAUGGCUAUAGGAAGAUCUUUUGAAGAAAGUCUUCAGAAAGCUCUGAGGAUGGUACAUCCCUCAGUCAAUGGACUUCAGUCCUCGAUACCAAGCGCAAACAAGGAGCUUCCGGACGGGGAAAAGUUUGAUGAAAGUCUGCGCGUUCCAUCAAAUACACGCCUGUACUCUUUAGCUAAGGCGUUUGAGGAUGGAUAUACUGUGGAAAGAGUUCAUGAACUUAGCAAUAUUGACCCGUGGUUCUUGUAUAAGCUCAAAGAUAUCAUGCAACUUAGUAAGGAUGUCAGCAAGCUUAAGAUAGAUGAACUCCCUCUCGAAACGCUAACUCUAGCAAAGAAGAUGGGGUUUUCGGAUCGACAGUUGAGUCACUUAAUGGGAACUGAUGAACUGAGCGUCAGGCAAAACAGGAUCCAACAGGGAUUGAAGCCUUGGGUCAAGCAGAUCGACACUAUGGCGGCAGAGUAUCCAGCCAAAACUAACUACCUUUACAUGACUUACAAUGGCGGAGAGCACGACUUGAAGUUCAACGAUAAGGGUAUCAUGGUCCUUGGGUGUGGUCCUUAUCAUAUUGGUAGCAGUGUCGAGUUUGAUUGGUGUGCAGUGUCUUGUAUCAGAACUUUGAGAAAGCUCGGUAAAAACACGGUCGUGGUUAACAACAACCCUGAGACUGUCAGCACAGAUUACGAUGAGUGCGAUAGACUGUAUUUUGAAGAGUUAUCGCUUGAACGUGUGUUGGAUAUCUACCAACAAGAGGAAUGCGAAGCAAGCAUCAUUUCUGUCGGGGGACAGAUUCCAAAUAACUURUCUUUGCCGCUAUUUAAAAACGGUGUUAAUAUUUUGGGUACAUCUCCUCUUCUCAUUGAUGCAGCUGAAGAUAGGUCGCGAUUCUCAGCUAUAAUCGACGAGCUAGGUGUUGACCAAGCACCAUGGCGAGCGUUGUACUCUGUCAACGACGCUCUUGAAUUCGCUGCAACAGUUGGUUAUCCCUGCUUACUUCGUCCUUCCUACGUACUAAGUGGUUCAGCCAUGAAUGUUGCUUAUGGUCCAGAAGAGUUAAAAGGAUUUCUACAAGACGCAGCUCGUGUUUCAGAGGAACACCCAGUCGUUAUGACCAAAUUCAUUCUUGGUGCCAGAGAAAUCGAAAUGGAUGCAGUAGCAAAGAACGGUCACGUUAUCUGUCACGCAAUUUCYGAACAUGUGGAAAACGCAGGAGUUCAUUCUGGUGACGCAACACUGAUAUUGCCACCACAGAGUGUCAAACAAGAAACUAUUCAGAAGAUCAAAGACAUUACGCAACAAAUUGCACGACGAUUUAACAUUUCAGGACCCUUCAAUAUGCAGCUUCUUGUUAAAGACGACAGAGUGAUGGUCAUUGAGUGUAAUCUACGUGCAUCUCGUUCAUUCCCAUUUGUAUCCAAGACAAUCGGUGUAGAUUUUAUCGACUGUGCGACCAAAGUCAUGAUUGAUCAUCCAAUGAACGAGGAUGARCUACCACACCUUGACACGCCCCUCAAACCUGAAGGAUAUGUAGGAAUAAAGGCACCCAUGUUUUCCUGGCCAAGACUUCGUGACGCUGAUCCUCUUCUGCGAUGCGAAAUGGCUUCAACUGGAGAGGUAGCGUGUUAUGGAAAGGAUUUGCAUUCAGCUUUUCUCAAAGCGAUCAUGUCAGCAGGAUUUCGUCUUCCAAAUAAAAACAUCUUAAUUGGUAUUCAGCAAUCAUUCCAGCCUGAAUUUCUACCCACCGCAAAGAGACUUCACAAUCUUGGUUUUACUCUUUACGCUACAGUAGCUACUGCCCGCUAUCUAAACGAACACAAUAUCCCAGCACAGACAGUGGAAUGGCCGCUACAUGAUGAAGGAAAUAACCCUAACGCACAAAAACUGAUUUUUGAUAAGAAAAUUGACAUGGUAAUCAACUUACCAAAUCACAAUACAAAAUACGUGAAAGACAACUACAUUAUAAGGAGAACUGCAAUCGACACAGGAGUUCCSUURGUGACCAACUUUCAGGUUGCCAAGCUGUUGGUUGAAGCUUUAUCAAAGAAAGAGAAUCUAGACGCUUCAACACUCUUUCACUUUCAGGAAAAAUUGAAGUCCUGAAUAUGUUUUGUGUUUUGAAUGUUCUGUGRCUACCAUUWAACUGAGGUUUCAAUAAUAAAUAUUGUGUUUGUGUCYGAGAGGAGUGUAGUGAAAACUAGGAGGCAGAUUGCCAAGCCACAGUUCUUGUAAAAUUUACAAUUUAGUUGAUUAAAUAGGAUUGUAUGGAUGAUUUUKAAAUAAAGAUUACAAAUCUUUA